This is a messenger RNA of Monosiga brevicollis MX1, 1371 nucleotides long. RefSeq lists its product as uncharacterized. The transcript is spliced from 7 exons. The coding region runs from base 1 to 1371 and encodes 456 amino acids. Gene Ontology annotation, molecular function: hydrolase activity, hydrolyzing O-glycosyl compounds. The record is from RefSeq and is a predicted model, not a curated record. Gene Ontology annotation, biological process: carbohydrate metabolic process. NCBI's taxonomy places the organism in Eukaryota, Choanoflagellata, Craspedida, Salpingoecidae.
AUGUUGCGAGUUCAACUCUUGUGGGCAUGCGCCCUUCUCGCGCUGCUGGCUGGAGCCGUAGCAGAUCGGCAUCGACCUGUUUUUCACAUGGUCACGGAUGACUGGAUGAACGAUCCCAACGAUGCUGUUUCGGAUGACCUGGUCUACUGGAAGAUGCUGCCCAUGGCCCUUGACACGGAUGAAUGGUAUGAUCAAGGGGGUGUCUUUUCUGGCUCAGCCACCAUUAUGGACGAUCCCGCGCGCACCCCUGUUCUGGCCUACUCUGUGUCCACCAAUGACAUGCAAUGUCUGGCCUUCCCUGCCAAUCGUUCUGAUCCUGAACUCAUCAAGUGGACCAAGUACUCGGGCAACCCCGUCAUUGACAGUCGCAACUCGACCGCACCCGAUGGUCGCGAUGACACGACGGCCUGGCGCAGUGCUGACGGCAAGUUCUGGCGCAUGGUAUAUGGCACUACGAGCGGUGCCAUCAUCUUUAGCAGCACAGACUUUAUCAACUGGGAGCAAAACCACUACAUGAACAGCGAUGACAACAGCGAGCAAUGGGAGUGUCCAGACUUUUUUGCGGUGCCGAACAAAGGCUCGGAUGUGUACUGCCUCAAGGCCUCAACCAAGGGGCGAGACUAUUGGGUUCUCGGCACCUACGAUGACGCCAACAACAUGACGUUUGUACGCCAAACGCCUGACAUGGGCAAUGACACCAUGCUCUAUGAUUACGGUCGCUUUUAUGCCUCAAAGCGCUUCUAUGACCCAGUUAACGAGCGUCAAAUUCUCUUUGGCUGGGUGGCUGAGGAGCGAACCGUCGACGCGCACGGUGCCCCAUAUGGUCUGUUUCACAAUUGUGGUCCACAUGUCCGUAGGGAUGAACUCAUUUUUUCCCCCCGAGAUGAGAUGGCUCACACGUGUUCGGCUUAUGGCCAACCCACAGGAUGGGCCUCCAUUCAGUCGGCACCACGAACCAUUGGUUUGACGCAGGAUCGCACACGACUCACUUACGAGCCCAUUGAAGAGCUCAAGGCUCGACUGAUUGCGGAGUUUCCGUGCUUGACAGCCUUGAUGGACAAGAGCAGACGCUGGUUGGCGUCGGCUACGGUCAUGAAAGCGUUGGACCUUAUACUGAAAAAAUGGAUUUGCCUGGUGGUGACUACAAGUAUGAGUAACGUUGCCAUGUUUGUGGCCAAGCUCUCGAACCAGUUCUCAUAUUGGUCUACACUUUCGGCCGUUUGCAGCGUGACCAACGUCAACUAUACCGAUCCGCACGAGUGCGAACAAGUCUGUGAUGCCGAUGAGCAGUGCAUGGCCUGGACCUACGUUGUCCGACCCCCUCUUCAUGGUCGGUUGUCCCCGCUGCGUUCCGCCAGCUUACCUUUGUGA